UCGACAUCCCUUGGAAGGAGAAAUUCCUCAACAAGCCUCUUUUCCCACUGAAAUACGCCGAGUUCUGGGCGAUUUGGCACCGGUGCCUCUAUGUCAUAGGCAGCCGGGGAGAUAUCCGCCCUUAUUCUCUUCGCGUUGGCGCUGGAGCCCGGAUGGAUGUUUGUCAAGUGCCCUACGGAACUACGUCAUGGGCCACUCAGGACCUGUUUUCGAAAAUGACUACCAGACAGCUGUCGUCAGAGCCAAUCUCGCCGCAAUAGCGUUUGGGCCGAAAGCGGUGCGCCGGGAUGAGACGCUCUUCAACGACCUCCGCAGUAUGACCCUUACACGGGACGAGGGCGCCCCCAUCAAGGUGUCGGAAGCGCAGAUUGCGAAGUUCCGGGAACGAAAGGAUAUCGCCAAGAUCCGCGACGAGAUCCAGCAUACAACCGACAAGCUUGAGAAGAGCAGGCUUCGCGGCCAAAUCCGCAGCAUCCUCGAGACUUGCAAAAGGCUACAGCUCGAACAGGAUCGACAGGCCUACUUCAAGGAGGCGGACCGAUUGCGUCUCCAAGGUCUUGAGCCGACCCCAACGCCCGGCAUGGGGGGGCCGGGUACAGCGGCUCCGGUGGCCGCCUGUCUAUCGCGGUGGAGACCGCGGGACGAGGGCGAAUUGCCGCCAAACGACACAAGUGCAUCUGAGCAGUAUGUCGAUGCGCAACUACUAUACCUGUCGUCUACCGUAGCUACAGCUCGUCAGCGGGCUUCAGAGGCAGCGGCACCCUCUGAAUCGCAACAAAUUUCCUGUUGUUUCGCCUGCUUCAAGGGGUAUCCAACACGCUCUGGCCUUACACGGCAUUUCCAAGACACCCAUCUUGACGACGGUACAUUUGACAACCCUUUCGCUUGUCCCCCGUGCAGGCGCGCCGGGGCAGCAGAGGUUAUCGUCCACGGUCCAGCGGAGUGGUGCAAUCACCUCGAGCAUACCCAUGGCCUAAUCCAUACACCAAGAUUCAAUCGAGGUGCCAGCUACCGGGGCUUCCCGUCAAACUCGCCGUUGGCCUGCCUUUUAUGCGAGGAACCCAUGGCGUCUAUGAACACUCUCCUCGCCCACAUGAAUCGGACCGAAAUUCCUCGGUAUCGUAAGAACCUUCGCGUCGACUGUGGCGCCUGCACUCGUGAGGGCCAAGUUGACGUCGAGCCGAUGAGCAUCUGGGAAUGGCUGAUGCACGCUCGGGCCGUUCACAAUUGGGCUCUUCCUCACGUGGCACCGUGCCCGCUCUGCGGACAUCUCUGCACCCCAGGGCGUGGCCACCGGAGACAUCUCGCCAUUCGGCACAGCGACAAGCUCGGAGAGCAAUCAGAGAGCGCCGCGCCCCUGGCUUCGGCAAUGCCGGCAGGAGAGAUGCAAGACGCGUAUGACCUUGAGGACCUACUCCGACGUAGCGUGGGAAAGCACCUGUUAGGACAAUCGGCGGCAGAUAUUGCACGGCGAAAGCGCAAGAGGGACGGCGAGAUGGACGGCGAGUACACAGCGCCAGCCGCCAAGCGUACGAAGGGCGACGGCGACGGAAAGUGUCUCGCUCUAGCUGCCAGGCGUACAGAGAGCGACGGCGACAAGGAGUGCCCUCCUCCACCCGCCAAGCGCAAGAGGGCCGCCAGGCACAACGUGGCGUACAAGGAGCUCUCCCCCAUUGUGAUAGACGAUGCCGAUAGCGACCUAUGCCUGGACGUGAUCACCUGCGCAUCGACUGUCGACGAGCAGCAACCGUGCCAUGUCACGAAGGAUCAUAUGGGCUCAAGUGCGGCCUUGGAUCUUGAUUUCCUAGGGCACAUCGACCCCGCCAUUCUCGCUCCGUGGCGGCCAGCCAAUGCCGCCCACAACACUGCCGCGGUAUUAUCAGACUAUCAGACGCAAGAAGCGCUCAGGCGGCCGCGGCGACGCCGUGGCCGCUGCCAUGGCUAAACGGGAGGGCUUUGGGGUUUGGGUCUUAUAGCUGGACGACAGGGCGGUCAUAGAACUAUGCAUGCUCAUUCAUAUUUAGCUAUCAACAUUGCCAACACACUGCCAUGUCUCCUGUGUAUCUUCAAUUGCCAGUGAGAUAUUCGGUUCACCGGAGAAAGUAGAAUACAGCGUUAGCUCGGUUUGGGAGGUAAUUAUGGCAGAGUCGUGUGGAGUUCACAGUACGU
Canariomyces notabilis is the source of this 2169-nucleotide messenger RNA. RefSeq lists its product as uncharacterized. The transcript has 2 exons. Lineage: Eukaryota; Fungi; Ascomycota; Sordariomycetes; Sordariales; Chaetomiaceae. Bases 188 to 1945 code for a protein of 585 amino acids. The record is from RefSeq and is a predicted model, not a curated record.